Molecule: messenger RNA, 747 nt
Organism: Coccinella septempunctata (seven-spotted ladybird)
Lineage: Eukaryota; Metazoa; Arthropoda; Insecta; Coleoptera; Coccinellidae
Exons: 1
Coding region: 1-747 (248 amino acids)
Source: RefSeq, a predicted model, not a curated record
AUGGGAGAUCGCAAACUAAAGAACAUUCUAGCACAAAGGGAUUUAGAAUGUACAAAAUUAGAAGAUCUAAAAAGGAUCGCAGAUUAUGCAUUAUCAGAUAUAGAGGUACAUCGAAAUUUUAAAUGCAGGUACAAAUAUAUCGAAGAUAUUUUGAAAAGUUUUGAGACAUUUAACACUGCUAUAGUUUCAAUUGUUUCGGGAACUGAAGGUGGGGAUCUCAAGCCGCAUUAUGAUGCUUUGUCUACAUUUAGGGAUAAAUACUACAGAGUUCAGGCUAUUUACUCUCAAUUAUUCGAAGAUAAAUUGGAAACUUCCAAAUCAGAGGAAGAAAAUUCAUCACAUAGUAAGGUUAGAUUGCCAAAGUUGGAGUUGCCGACGUUUGAUGGCGAUAUAAGAAAUUGGCAAACGUUUUGUGACGUUUUCGAAUCUUUAAUUCAUAACAACCCAACCCUAUCAAAUGUUGAUAAGUACAGCUAUUUGCUAUCUUGUCUAAAGGGAAAUGCGCUUUCAGUUGUGAAAUGUACCCCCUUAACUGGUAAUAAUUAUAUUAUCGCCUUUAACGCUCUCAAAAAACGUUAUGAAAAUAAGAGAUUGAUAGCAACGGCUCAUUGGCACACUAUUACCAAAUCUAAACCUGUUAAUGUUAGUGAAAAUCCUCGCGCACUACGAAAUUUAAUUGACACUUUUUCUGAAAAUUUGAAGGCCUUGGAAAAUCUCAAGUUUCCGUCAAGGAGUGGGAUUUUGUAA